AUGAAACCCACAAAACAAGACACCAAAAUGAUGAACGCGACCACGCAAAGUAGAAGUAGCUGCCCGAUCUGGGGAGUCCGAGGACGGAGUCUGGCUCCAGACUAUUAGAUCCCGAGCCCUCGAUUCCUGAAACUUUUGGAGCGGCCUUAGGCUGGCGCCACCAACGUUCAGCAGCAGCUUGGGGCGGCGGCUGCAGAUCGGCUCCAAAUCGCACAAGUCGAGGUUGCAGCUUCACUCCAACCACCGGCAUCAAUAGCACCACCGACGACGAAAAAGACGGAGACGACCAAGGAGAACCAAGCACGUUAA
This is a messenger RNA of Drosophila eugracilis, 309 nucleotides long. RefSeq lists its product as uncharacterized. NCBI's taxonomy places the organism in Eukaryota, Metazoa, Arthropoda, Insecta, Diptera, Drosophilidae. The record is from RefSeq and is a predicted model, not a curated record.